This is a messenger RNA of Necator americanus (New World hookworm), 9918 nucleotides long. RefSeq lists its product as uncharacterized. The transcript is spliced from 89 exons. The coding region runs from base 1 to 9918 and encodes 3305 amino acids. The record is from RefSeq and is a predicted model, not a curated record. NCBI's taxonomy places the organism in Eukaryota, Metazoa, Nematoda, Chromadorea, Rhabditida, Ancylostomatidae. Gene Ontology annotation, cellular component: peroxisome.
AUGAUGGUUGCGAAGUUUUCUGGAGCAGGAGAAGGUGUUGUGCGAGAUGCGAAGGAAAUUUUCAUUUACAUGCACAGAAACUUCCGAGUGUCAAGGAAUAUCAGAGCACAUUGGUUGUUUGAUCACCUAAAUAAAACUGUGCACAUUGAGGAUUCUCCAGGAGAAGAUGAGUACAGCAAUGAGAUGAGCGUGGUGGGUAUUAUUCCUAAAGGCGGUGAAGCUGAGAACUAUGUUGUUGGGGAGCAAUUCAGAGUAUGUCUGGACACGAAGGUCACCUAUAUCUCUCGGUACUAUCGUCACGUCUUUGUUCUAGACCUCAGUCCUUCGACAAUAGUUGCAGAUGAGGAGAGUAGCUGUUGCCUCCACACGAAACUUUUAGAAUGUCUUCGACUCAGCAUGGCUUCAGUAGGCAAGAGCUUUACUAUACCUGGGACUCGUCGCAACUUUUGUCCACAAGUUUAUGUUAGUGUUUGCGUUUUCAUUCCUUUCCUUGCCUUCGAGCAGGAUUUGGUACUUGUACAAGGAGUCUUGCUAACCGAAAGUAGCAUCAAUAUAAUUCUGAACACAGUUACUCAGAAGUUUAACGAAUUACUUAACAGUUUGUAUGACUACUCUAAAUCCAUACUGCAGAAAUGGGGAGGAUUAAAGCGAAGGCACAGAAAUAAGUUUGACUCUACUUGUGGCGACGUUGAAUGUGUGGGAGAAUAUGAGACUGCCAGAACUUUAUCUGUGUGUACCGACGGAUCGCCCAGUAAGGACUCCGGCUAUGUUGUCUCGAGGUUUACACCAUCGCGUGCUCGCAACAUCAACAUCAUGGAUUAUGUGAAAGGAGUGUGGACUGUGAGCAGUGCUGCAGAAGAUGAAAGCAACACAAGGAACCCACUCUGCGACGGAUAUAUUCACCCGGAAUGGGCGUUAAUAUUUAUGUUGCGACUAGGCCUCAUUGCUGUGCAAAUGAUGCCUGAAAAUACCCAAUCUAACAUUAUUGUGAUCACGGAUGCCGUGUGUGGUAUGCCAGACGCACAUGCACUGCAACAGCUUUUGAGUCAGCUAAGAAGUUACACUGUGUCCUGUUCUUUUAUACAAUUACAAGGAAGAUCUCGCAGUGAAGCUUGCUUUGGCCAUGUUCCUUCAUGUGAACUUUUUCAUUUCUUGGCAAUGGCUACCUUCGGUGUCUAUAUACCUAAUUGUCGGUGCUCCAUUGGUGUCGACAUGAAUAACAUUCAUGAGCCACUGGUUUGUUCGGAUGCAGAGGAAGAAGUAGAUUUGGAGGAGUUCAAACCACUGAAUCCGUUCCACAGGGCACUUCUUUGUUGGUGCUUCCAGAAUGCACUACAGGACAACGUUCAUAUUACAAACCUUGUGAAUGAGAUCAACGCCGAAUUCGCACUACUUUAUAAGAAUGAUGUGGUAAGGCAUCGCUAUAUUCGCUCGAUCUAUCGAAGUGCGCUGCAUGAGAUUCUUUACAUCCGUUUGCGAGAAGGUUUUACACUGAAGCAAGUGAGGCUGUACCAAAAUGACACAAAAAUUGUAAUCGUUUUGAGUAUGCCAUUUCGUCCGCUAGUUUUUAUUGACUACACCAUAAUUGCGAAGUGGCCAUCCGACAAAAUGACCAGGGAAGACGUGACUGUGGACUUAGUAAUACAAGCUCCUUACCAUGAACUCAAGGACCUGCUUUCCGAGGGGCAGUUUCCCAAUACUGUAAGGCAAAAGCUUGUGAAGUCUUUGAGGAAUCUAAUAGACGACAUUUUGGAGGCUGAUCGAGUACUGUUGCAUAUCCAUGCAUUUAACUCGGAUCCAGUGUUCUAUCAGAUACCGCUGGGUGUUUCAAAAAAAAUACCCAUUUUCACCAUAGAAGAGAAGACGCAGGAAAUGAAUGUUUUUACAGGUGCUCAGGAAGAAAAUGCAAAAACAUUUGUCGGUUUUUGGAGCUCGCUAUGUCAGCUUAGCGAAAAGUCCUGGCAAAAAUGGGUUCAUAUGCACGCUGAGAGAAUCAUUUUGAGGAGUUCAAACCUACCGUUCAAUAUGUUUGGUGAAAAAAAUGACAUUAGGAUUGACUGCAAAGCCGCCGAGGACAAGUUGCAUGAUUUGCUCAGAGAACAGAGUUCUUUUUGUCUUGUGCAGCGUCAGACUUAUGUGACAUUUGUGUACGGGAAGAGCAGCAGUGUUCCUAUAUACUUCUACAUGGUGAAGGUCACUUUGGAACCACCAUGCCUAGUUCUCCGUACGGCUUUCCUUGGCGGGAUUAGCAGUACUGAAAGAAGAGAUGUGGUAGAUGCACUCCGUCGUCGUCUUCUCGAUCUCCGGCUUGUCAUCGACGGAGUAGUGAUUGAAGCUCUCUCGGUCAUUCGACGACCACUGGAACGCAUCAUGAUCAGAUACCGGUCGAUUCCUAAGGAUCUGCAAACAAUUGUCAGGGUGAAAGAGGAGGAAUUGAAUGAGGAUCCUAAACUCUUAAUACUGCACAAUGCUGUAAGCAAGUAUCUGGAAUGUCGGCGUCGCAUCUGGAAUCUUCCCCAACUGAAUAAUGCAAGCGAUAGAACUAUAAGAUCUACUGCUGAGUACAUACUCAGUGUACUAAUGCAAAGACGGCUCCAGGAAGGUUUCCGCGUGGCAUGGACUCACGAAGGAAUUGUGGGAUUCUGCCGACAAGUAAUCGUGCAAUCUGGUCCAGCGCUGCAACAAUACGUGAUAUUUCCGCCCACGAAGGCUGGUGUUGCGGUCUGCAUCGAUCGCGAAAGAUUGCCUAGUUUAUCAGAAGGAUGGAUAUAUCAGAAAGGAAAGUCUUCGUAUUCGCCCACGCACUGUUUUUACCGUACUUCUUCAAAGUUGCAGCAACAAGGACGUCAAUUGGCCUUAAGUAAGGUGCAUAACUAUCGGCUGCUACCGUCAGAAGAAAAAGAAAGGCAAAACGAUGGUCGACCGUUGGUACUGAUCGCUGAGUCGUGGUCGGAGCCUUGUGCUGUCUGUGAGAGUAAAGUGCUGCAGAGCCCAUCUGCCGCUGGCGAUGAUGAAGUUGUUUCUGUUCUUUUCACAAUUGAUCAGUUGUUACGAAUGUGUCAUGUACCGGCAAAUGGACCAGUAACGCUCAAGGUAUCUUCCCGUACACUGGAUUCUCCUCACGUGACGAAGACUCUUUCUGGAUGUGUCAGUGUUGUACAUCAACCAUUUGAUUUACCGAAGCUGCUGCUACGUUCGGAAAGGUGCCUUGUUAUCCUACCCUCGAUCGAGAAUGCACCCGAUCUACUUCUGUUGGCAAUUCAUGAGGAGCUCUCGAGUUGUUUCGAUGCAUGUUUUUUGGUCGAGGAUGUGUCAUUCUGGACACAGGUAGCGCCGUUGGUUCGACUCAUGGGUGACUUCAAUGCUGAAUUGCCAGGAAUGGUCUGCCGUGUCUAUAUGAGAGAGGAGUCUCCUUGGGUGCUGAGCAUAAUUGUUGUACCGGCAACAGUGAGUAGCAUUGAAGUUUUAGGUGGCGUGCCGCUGCUGUUCUGUAUUUGUGAUGAGCCAAUCUUGGCCAACGACCUCGCAAAGCGCAGAACACCAAAGUCUCCACUGGUUUUAGAUUGGCGUCUCGCACGUUCCUCUUCUGAAAAGAGUGAAAAGGAGACUACGGAAAUUGAACCACCUUCUAUGGAGUGGGUGUCGAGCACCCGUUGUCUGGAAGUAUUAAAAGAAAACUACAAACCAGAACGACUUACGGACGUUAUCAAUGACGUUUAUGAGGUUGUGAUUUGUAAAGCAGUCGUAUCAGCAUUGUACACAGCUGUCCAGUCUGGCGUUGCUAUUGAUCAUGCCGUUGUCCAUAGUAUACUCAACGAGCAGUGCGAGUGCACAAGCCUUGAAGUAGACGGUGUGCGAAGAAGUUUGAAAAGCUUCUGUUUUCAUCUGAAUCCCAAUGCGAAGAAUAACUGUAAUCCGAGUUUUUCGUACUGUGGAGAUGACAAGGUGCAACUCUCAUUUGGAAAAAUUCUCCUCGGGUCGUUCAAACAAGUCCCCGGUUUGCCGUACUAUUAUUAUACACCACAACACAAAGAAGCUGAUGGGAGAUCUCUUGGAGCAUCAGAAAUGGCAUCAUUUAACGGGCUGUUCAACGACCACGCCCCACGAGAAUGGGAUGGGGCUCUGCUGGAGAGGAGGGACAGUGAAGAUUGCACCGCCGAUGAUGCGUUUCUAGCCACCUGUUCGCUGAGGAGAUCUGACCGCGCACCUAACUUAUUCCGACUAACAUAUGCAUUGAAUGAAAGAGAAAAUGAGAAACUGAAAAAUGUCAAAGGAAAGCCUGUGACGAAUCCUCAUGGAGAGAAUUUCCCGCUUUUCGUGUACUUUUUGUGUUCUGUGGAGUAUCCAGACGGGUCGAUGGAUACAUUUCCUGUCACGUUUUUGCCCACUUGUGUCCACGAUGUGCUAAAAGAGAGCGCCGCAAAGCCGAGUAUUGGUUUUGAUGUCACCAGUGUAAUUAUUCGACUCGACUUGUACGUUAUGACAUGGCCAAGUGAGAAAAAAAAUUUGCAAGAGGAAAAUGACAGUGAAUCUGAGGAAGAUACAAAUUCGCAAAGGCAGAUCAGAUUUCUUGCAAAACUACCAAAAAGAGCAAGAGCAGUGGUGAAUGACCUGAUGAAUAGAUUGAAUCACCUUGUUGAGUUGGAAACGGUGCUAAUGGAUAGCAGGAAGUCCUGCAUAACGAAGACAGAGAUUCAGAGAAUCUCUUCUUAUAUCGAGCAUGAGUGUACCAGAGAGAAAACGUACAAGUCAGGUCAGUUUGAAACUCGUUUUCGGAAAUUUCCUUUGGUAAUCGAGUGCCAACAAGCCAUGGAUCGUUUAAAGGAAAGAAUGAAUGGUAUGUAUCUGGAGUACUGUAUUCUGCGUCGACUGAGCGAUUCAAAUAUGUACUUCUGUUGUCAGGUGGAAGAUAUUCAGGCCUUUGAACGCUAUGUCCGUCAAAAAAGUGGAAGUAGAAGUGAUUCAUGUGAAACAAAAGAAUUUAUCAGACGGGAUCAAUUGUUUGAUUUUUGGGUGAUUCUGACUAUCGAUGAUAGUAUUAAAUUACAGUUUUGUCAGAGAGAAAACGGCCAACAUUAUCGUAUUUUUGAGCUGGCAUGGCGCAAAUGUAGACAAGCUAUUCGUGUUAUUAAUCAGGAACUACUUUUGAAUCGCAUGUUUGAACUAAGAGAAUGUGAUCCACUACUAAUGACGAAUAUGUACGACUCGAUCUCUACUCAUGAAAGUUCGUUAGAUCGGAGUAGCACGUCUUCAGUUUCGGAAGAACAUGAAGUGGACCAUCACAUAGCGCAUGGUGCACGUUUCACUUUUGCACCUGGAUACUUUGCUUGUAAGCUUCAAGAGCAACUCUGGUUUGAAGUUCACCCCCGUCUGCGUGUGCCGCGUAGCAACACGCGCGACCCACUUGCGAUCGGCUGCGAAACCCUGCGUAUCUCACUGGAGCAGUUUGCCAUAAGGAAUAUACCAAAUACCUAUGUGGUGAGGGAGUCUGGUGGCACAGUGUCGUAUAUGCAAUUGCAUACAUCGGUAGAAACGUUCAAAGCGUCUUUAAAAGUUAAUCGAAUUACCACGAAGAAGAGAAAACAAGCUGACGAAACUGAGCGUUUCAAGACUCAUGUACUCCUGGCUAUUUACGGUGUAGAGAAACCUGGACACGAAAUCUGUGAGGUGUUAAACGACUGCCUUCGUAAGCGCUUAGAUCAAGUCACCCUCAAUCAUUUGAUAGAUACAUUGACCAAAAACACGCAGACAAGACUGGAUUGUGCGGAUGUGCAGUUCCUACAACGUGACCCAGCUUCACCUGCUGAUGUGUUCAAUUAUUCAAUUCCCAAUUCAAUGGCUCAGUUUUUGCAACCACUCAACUACUAUACUCAUCAGCAUAUGCAGGCAGCGAUGCCGUCGGCCAGAUAUAAGGAUGAUUAUGGUUCGGGAAGCAUCCACGGAUCUGACAGAUCUAUCUUUCUUCCAUUGCCGUUUCCCGGAAAACAGCCCGAAUCCUAUGUGCCAAUUUUCUACUUGCUUGUGAAAUCUCCCCAAGGAGGAAUUCGAACCACUGGAAUUGCUGCUAUUGAGCUACGAUUUGUGACCAGUAACGGCACGAUGGCGACUUUAACAGGCGGUCGACUCACCAACUCGACUCACCUUAGCUUAGCACCGGAUGAUAUUGAUGACUCUGAAAGGGAACCUUUUUACAAAAGAAUGACGUCCACAGUUAGAUGCAAGGUACUCCAAGAACUUCCAGAUGUUUGCGCCUACGCACAAGUAGCAGUUUGGCAAGCUGGUGAUGUUGAUCUUCUUCAACUUGAUGACCAGCUUCGACAUGUUGUGCAGUUGGGUAUGUGUGAUGUGGUAACUGAAUUUGGAAUUCUGAAUUUGAGCGUAAUCGAAGUUGGCGCGCAGUUGCCUGUCAGCCCAGGACUCCAUGCAAGCCCUCAAUCAAGAUCUGCUUCAUCUGCAAAGAAUUCCACGUCAACGUCGGAGAAGCGUCAGCAGCUGCGAAAACGUGAUUCGUCUGAAGCACUGCCAGUAACUUCAACUCCGAAUCUCCCAGUAGACUCAUCUGUCAGAAGCAAAGCGAAUUCGGUGUUCUCUUUCGAAACACGGAGAGGAUCAUUUACUUCUGAAACUGACAGGAUGUCAACGGAUUACGUGUUACCAAGCCGGUCACCAGACUAUGUUAAUCCGAUGUUUGUGUCUUCCGCAGCGCCAUGGUUUGACUAUGUAGUGGAAAAACACUCAGGAAACUCACCUUCUUUCAUGACUGAGAAAGGGGAACGAUACACUUCAGUUCUAAGGCAUUCUUGGGUGUUCGACUGCAAACAAACUGUAAGUAAGGCACUACGAGAAAUUGCCGAUCAUAUUCUGGAACAAGUUCGUAACGUGGAUACAGUUUACCCUGACCGGGUGCAGAUAUUCGAACCAACUCCACGGUUGUUAGACCAGGCUCCAUUCAGCUCCAUUUCAUCAGAAAGUGGAACCUUAAAAUACCGCGAGCGGCGCUACGAAGCUUCCUUGGCCAAUGUGCAGUAUUGCAUGAGCGCUGAUAUUGGGCGAGAUCCCUAUACUUGUGAAAUGCCUGAUGCAGUUUUAGUUUGUCAGGAGAUGCAAGUAGCUAUAGAGACACAGAGAUUUGGUUUUGACCCGGUUGGCACGUGUCCAGAAAUACUGCUCCGAUUGAACCACGGAGUGUCCAAAGAACUCUUCCUCCCGUGUACGGAAGAAGGUCAAUUUGUACCGCGACGUAGAGUACUCUACGGCACUGUAUAUGGAGAGAAAGUGACCUUGUAUUUCUACAACUUCAUGCCAUUUCUGUCGGCAUCCUUGAUGAACAUGGUGGCCAGAGCAACGUCAUGGUACAAUUCUCGAGCACGGCUUGUGAGAGAAAUUGGCCUCCAUAAGAUGGGAAUCAGUCAUUUAUCUCCUCUGGAGCACCUUCAUUCGUCUUCUGACAACCCAUACCUAGUACUUGUAUGGCGCCACCCAGAAGAGCUAGUGGAUAAAGACUACCCUCCCGAUGACCUUCAGGUGACAGCGAUUGAUGCACUGCCAAAAGGAUAUUCGAAAAGUCUCUUCAGACUAUAUCGUCGUGCUUAUCAUCCGUAUCUGUUCUUGAAUCGCUCCCCAUGUCUAAUACAAGAUCAACUAGAACAGAUGCGUUAUAUAAGGAGAAAUGUGCGGGAACAGCUUAACAUGACAAGAACAUUCUCAUCUAUACACGAUCUAUUACUUGAUGGGAGAAACACGAUUUCGGAAUCCGAUCUGGGGAAAAUAAAGGCGGCUAGCAAGUUGGUCCACUUUGUAGAAACACCUGUUCUUUUUUUCCCGAAAUGGAGGCGUAAUAUUGCCAUAGUCCGCCAGGUCCGAAGGAUUGCUGAGCUAGAUACACGAAAAACAAAAAUCCCUACUGGUUCACAACAACCUUCCACCACCACUCGUCAGCGGGCAAAUACGUUAAGCGUCACUUCGUUGGCACCCACUCCGUUCCGAAUAAAGUCGGAAAUAGGUAGUGAAGAUCCUUGUCAGGCAAAAAUUCUUUAUCUGUUGAUGGGUGACUACAUAAUGUAUCUAAGUUCCCUUGGAUUACAAUUGGUGAACGUAACCAAUUUGGACCGAAGGAGUGAAGAACGGUAUAUGUACACUACAACUUAUCCUCAAGGAUGUAAAUAUGCUCCAUAUGUAGUGAUGCAUAGAACGAUGAAAGGUGGCAUCGUACUGGCUACGAUUUCCUUCACGCAGCCGUACUUUGCUUUCAAAGUUUUUAUAUGGCAUCCGACAAAUUUAUGCGAAGCGAUAAACGAGGAAGAAUCUUGCCCCGAUGCUGUCCGCAAAAUCCGUGAACUUCAACAAUUCAAAGACCUGAUCACAACGCAAUGUCAUAUUCAUUCGUUCACCUAUGACUUCCACUUAAGGAUGUUGAGCAAGUACUUGGUUGGAAAGGAUAAGGUACUGUUUUCUCCUGGAUACAACACUCAUGCAUUUCUUGUGGAUUUUCUCGAGUACUACGGUUGUAGGCCACCGAGUGCAAGGAAUUGUGUUUACGAGGAACGUUGCACGUAUAGUUUACAACACGGUGUUCGUGGCAGUGACGUUUGGGACCACUUCCUGAGUUGUGACAAAACAUACGGAUGGACGGUGUUGAAGCUGAAGAACAGCGAGGAACGUUCUGCUGACCAACGUCGCGACGAUUUCAUGCUAGUGUCGAGUAUUAAUGUUACGUCAAAUGAUGGAGCCAAAGAGCUCUUUCGAGUCGUGCUUCGGGACAAAAGGAUUGAAAGAGAUGGACUACAUAUAGUUUUUUAUUUGAUAGCUGUUGCUAUUGAUCAAACCUCUCCUUUGGAGGAGGAACGACAUCGCGAGGACUCGAGACAAAGCGAAGUUGGAGAGUUUAAAAGCUUUGAAAAGAAGGAGACACCGAUUAAGCAGAAUAACGACGAUACGAUUAGGGAAAGAAUCGAUGACGACACGAUGGGAGAUGGAAAUUUCUCAACAUCAUCUAGACGACGUUUCUCAAGUGGUGGCCAUCUUUACGCAGUUACGUCAGCAUUUGUUGCGAAUAAACCCCAGAAUUUAGAUGCGGAGUCUAUUUUGAACUCUCCACGCUGCAGCGAAAGUUUCAUGAAAGGGGCCGAGUCAGACGGAGACGUUCACAGAGUGGCCAUCCAGGGAAUAGCUCCUAGACGUCACAGAAAACCAGGUUGUAGUGAAGAUGGCACGAUACCUGGGGAACAUGUGACGUAUGUGCACUUUCUCAGCGGUCGUCAAAGAAUACUACAAAAAGAAGUAGAAGAUGCUGUCUCGCAGUACAGCACCCAGCUAGCCGAUUGCGUGAAAGAGGCCGAGUUUUUGUGCAGACGUGCUAUUAUGUGGAAACAGGUGUUGUUGCGAAAACCUGGUCGUCCUACACAACCAACCACAGCGUUUAGUAGUAUCCUCCUUGGUUCGAAUCCAAAUAGAAGCCUGGAUCCAUGGCAGCCGCUAAGGUCAGUAUUACAUCAUGAUGCGAUGAAACCAUCAGAGUUGAAGACACUAAUUCAUGUGGUUGGUCGAAUCUACAUGGAAAGCAGAGAACCGAGGCUUCGAGAAUUAUUGAAAGGGUCGAACUGCGCCAGGCUUUGCCGGUUUCUAUUUGCUCGCUUUGGACCGGAUAGAUGUCGAUUUUUUGAGUUCCCAAAUUCGACUGAGAAGUGUUUGAUUUUAACCAACCCGGAUUUGGAUGCUAUGUUUCUCAUCGAGUGUGCAAGUGAGGUAACUCCCAUCCUUAGUGUUCUACUGAAAGAGCCAAAUCUUGUAGAAAAUACACAAGAUGAGUCAAAGCUUUUCCGACAGCAUCGCCUUGAUGUAGCAUUUGAUGAUUUGGUUGCGUGCGUCACAGCAUUUCUGUGGACAGAUCUUUUGCAGAAACCACCGGGGACACAGUAG